UCAAAUUCUCUCUCUUAAGUAACCUCUUCAAAAAAAAAAUCAAAACAAAACGAAAGGAGAAACCCUUGCGUUGUUCACUUCAUUUCAGGUACUCCACUCUAUCCUUCUUUCCCCAAUUCAAAAAAACACUCUACUCUCUCUUUUUCUCCUUCUUCAAUUUCCCACUCGAAAUUCCAGAACCUUCUCCAAUGACUGACCCUUCCGAAGAAGCUGCUUACAUCGAGAAGCUCUAUGAAUACGGCGAGCAACUCAAUAGUGCCAAAGACAAAUCUCAGAACGUCAAGGAUUAUCAGGGAAUCAUAGAUGCAGCUAAGACAAGUGUUAAGGCGAAGCAGCUCGCCGCACAGCUCAUUCCGAAGUUCUUCAAGUUCUUCCCUGAACUCUCUGGUCCAGCACUUGAUGCUCAUCUUGAUUUGGUUGAGGCUGAAGAACUUGGGGUUCGGGUGCAAGCGAUAAGAGGAUUGCCUCUUUUCUGCAAGGAUACACCUGAGAAUAUUGGAAAAAUGGUCGAUAUUCUUGUGCAAAUUCUUGGGUCUGAGGAGUUUGUGGAGCGUGACGCAGUGCAUAAGGCUCUUAUGUCUCUGCUGAGGCAGGAUGUGAAAGCUUCUUUGACAGCUUUGUUUAAGCACAUUCGUGGCAGUGAUGAAGAGCCAAAUACGGAUGAUGUUAUUCGUGAGAAGGUUAUAAACUUUGUUAGAGAUAAGGUCUUCCCUAUUAAAGCUGAACUGUUGAAGCCCCAGGAGGAAAUGGAAAGACACAUAACCGAUCUAAUAAAAAAUAGUUUAGAAGAUGUAACUGGUAUAGAAUUUCGAAUGUUUAUGGAUUUCUUGAAGAGUUUGAGCCUAUUUGGAGAAAAGGCUCCAGCUGAGCGGAUGAAAGAGUUGAUUGAAAUCAUUGAAGGACAAGCUGAUUUAGGUUCACCGUUCAAUGUUGCUGAUGCAGGUCAUACAGAUCAUAUUGAUAGAUUGAUAUCAUGCCUUCACAUGGCACUUCCAAUUGUCAUGAGGGGUGCUUCUAGCAGCAAAUUUAUUAACUUCAUAAACAGUUAUAUAAUUCCUGUUUUUGACCAGCUUCCUGGAGAACGAAAAGUAGAUUUGCUCAGAAACCUUGCAGAGUUCUCACCUUUCACAACACCACAAGAUUCACGGCAAAUGCUUCCUUCUAUUGUUCAGUUGCUGAAGAAAUACAUGACUUGGAAGAAGACCGGAGAAGAGAUGAAUUUUACAUAUGUUGAAUGCUUGUUGUACACAUUUCAUCACCUUGCUCACAAGGUUCCUAAUGCCACCAAUAGUUUAUGUGGUUACAAAAUUGUUACCGGUCAGCCAUCUGAUAGGCUUGGAGAAGACUUUUCAGAGCAUUAUUCUGAUUUUACUGAGAGAUUGAAAAACGUUGAGGAGUUCACCCGGGCUACAAUCAAGAAAUUAACUCAAGGAAUGGCUGAAAACAACAAAUCUAUGGCAAAUGCUAAAACUGAUGAAGAAAAGGAAAAAAUUAAAACUAAAAAACAGAACGCCACAACCGGGUUGCGUACCUGCAAUAAUAUUUUGACGAUGACGAAGCCAUUGCACGCUAAAGCACCUUCUUUUAUUGGAGAUAAGAGAAUCAACCUUUCAUGGAAAGAAGCACCCAAAUCCGCGUCAACUACUGUACAAGCUGUUGGAGCGAAACGGCCUGCUACUGCGGGCAAUGGAUCCAACAAUAUUGCAUUGAAGAAGGGCCGGGGUUCCGGUGGUGUACAAAACCAACUUGUCAAUAGAGCGAUAGGCGGAAUAUCUGGUGGAGGAAGAGGCAUAUUAUCUGGUGGAGGGAGAGGCAGAGUAUCUGGUGGAGGGAGGGGUGGAACAAGGGGCCGAGGCUGGGGUGGUCGCGGGAGAGGAAGUGGAAGAGGUAGAGGUAGAGGGUAUUGGUGAUUCCGUCGCAGUUCUGAUAUAGAUAACAUUAAAUUUCACGGAGAUUACCAGAUUACGAGUAGGAUUUGUUAAUGUACUAAAAUUCUUUGGCAGAGGAAGUUUUGAUUAUAGAGGGUGAUGACAUUUUUCAUUAAGUUGUACUUUCUCCAAAGCUUGUUUCUGUAAAAUGCGAGUUAUUGAUAAUUUUCCUAUCCUUUUGAUGCUAGCGGGAGUCGGUUGACUGGACAUUUUAUGCCCCCUGGUUAUGUAUGCAUGUAAUUUAGUGACAAGUGGAUUUAUAUAUGAAGCCCAUUUCUGAUU
This is a messenger RNA of Lathyrus oleraceus (garden pea), 2210 nucleotides long. Its product is annotated as apoptosis inhibitor 5-like protein API5. Bases 189 to 1910 code for a protein of 573 amino acids. The transcript has 16 exons. The record is from RefSeq and is a predicted model, not a curated record. Gene Ontology annotation, biological process: regulation of programmed cell death. Gene Ontology annotation, molecular function: mRNA binding. NCBI's taxonomy places the organism in Eukaryota, Viridiplantae, Streptophyta, Magnoliopsida, Fabales, Fabaceae. Gene Ontology annotation, cellular component: nucleus.